Messenger RNA from Pteropus alecto (black flying fox), 981 nucleotides. Its product is annotated as olfactory receptor-like protein OLF4. Gene Ontology annotation, cellular component: membrane. The record is from RefSeq and is a predicted model, not a curated record. Gene Ontology annotation, biological process: G protein-coupled receptor signaling pathway. Bases 1 to 981 code for a protein of 326 amino acids. Gene Ontology annotation, molecular function: G protein-coupled receptor activity; olfactory receptor activity. Lineage: Eukaryota; Metazoa; Chordata; Mammalia; Chiroptera; Pteropodidae. The transcript has a single exon.
AUGGUACCAGAAAAUUAUUCACGGAUUACAGAAUUUCUUCUUUGGGGAUUUUCUGAGGAACCAGAACUGCAACCCCUCAUUCUUGGGCUCUUCCUCUCCAUGUACUUGAUCACCCUGUUUAGAAACAUGCUCAUCAUUCUGGCCAUCACCUCGCACUCCAACCUCCACACACCCAUGUACUUCUUCCUCUCCAACCUGUCCUUUGCAGACAUCUGUUUCACUUCUACUACUGUCCCAAAGAUACUGUUUGACAUCCAAACACAGAGCAAAGUCAUAACUUAUGGAGACUGCAUCACACAAAUAUACUUCUUAAUGCUCUUUGGACUGUUGGACAACUUCCUUCUGACCAUGAUGGCCUAUGACCGUUUUGUGGCCAUCUGUCACCCCCUGCACUACACAGUCAUCAUGAACCCCCGGCUCUGUGGACUGCUGCUUCUGGUGUCCUGGAUCAUGAGUGCCCUGUCUUCCUUGUUACAAAGCUUAAUGGUGUUGCAACUAUCUUUCUGUACAGUCUUGGAAAUCCCCCACUUUUUCUGUGAACUCAAUCAGAUGAUCCAAAUUGCCUGUUCUGACACCUUUCUUAAUAACGUAAUGAUGUAUUUUUCAGUUGGACUGUUUGCUGGUAUUCCCUUUACUGGGAUCCUUUACUCUUACUUUAAGAUAGUUUCUUGCAUUCGUGGAAUGUCAUCAGCUCAGGGGAAGUAUAAAGCAUUUUCUACUUGUGUGUCUCACCUCUCUGUUGUCUUUUUAUUUUAUUGUACAGGUCUAGGAGUGUACCUCAGCUCUGCCUCUACCCACAGCACACACUCAAGUGCAAUAGCCUCAGUGAUAUACACAGUGGUCACACCUAUGUUGAAUCCCUUCAUCUACAGUCUCAGGAACAAAGACAUAAAGGGGGCUUUGAAAAAAUUCUAUGCGAUGGCAGCUAUAAAAGGACCAACUGUUUUAGGGCUGAAGAACUCCCUGGGACUGAAAGACUAA